GAGGCUUUGCGAGCUUUGAAACACAGGCACUGUUUGUUUUUCUCACUUCUCGAACUCUGAGCUUGGGCUAAGCUCUCUCAUUGCCGCCACAAAAAUUUUAACUGAAGCUUUUUGUGCUCAAAAGCCUAGGGUUUUGUUUUGGUUUUGAGCCAAACCAACUCGAUGGAAGCCGCUGUUGUCGACGCCGGCUCCAAGUUCCUCAAAGCUGGACCCGCAAUUCCCGAUCAGGCUCCAUCCAUGAUGAUUCCCACUCAAAUGAAACGCAUGCUUGAAGAUGGGUCAAUGGCCGAUAAUUCAUUGUGUGAAGAUAUUACUGUCGAUCCAGUUGUGCGAGGUUUUAUUAGAGACUGGGAUGCUAUGGAAGAUUUGCUGCACCAUGUUCUGUAUACCGGCCUUGGAUGGGAGAUAGGGAAUGAAGGACAAAUAUUAUUUACAGAUCCGCUUUCUACCCCAAGAGAACAGUUGGUGCAGCUGAUGUUUGAAACAUUUAACAUCUCAGGCUUUUAUGCAUCAGAGCAAGCAGUAUUAUCACUCUAUGCAGUAGGACGUAUCUCGGGUUGCACUGUCGAUAUUGGUCAUGGAAAGAUAGAUAUUGCACCCGUAAUUGAAGGUGCUGUUCAGCACAUUGCCUCUAGAAGAUUUGAAAUUGGAGGUAUUGAUUUGACGAAGUUACUUGCUCAAGAGCUUGGAAAAUCUAAUCCGCUAGUAAAUAUCAGCAUGUCUGAUGUUGAGAAAGUGAAAGAGCUAUACUCAUGUUGUGCUGAAGAUGAACUUGCUUAUGAGAAGACCAAAAAUUCAUGCCAGAUAGAGAAGCAUACCCUUCCGGAUGGACAGGUGAUAACAAUUGGGAGAGAAAAAUAUACUGUUGGUGAGGCUUUAUUUCAACCAUCUCUACUGAGUUUAGACGCACAUGGAAUUGUUGAGCAGCUAGUUCGUAGUAUCUCAACAGUGUCAUCUGAUAACCACCGGCAGCUGCUUGAAAACACAGUACUUUGUGGUGGCACUGCUUCUAUGCCUGGUUUUGAAGAAAGGUUUCAGAAAGAAGCUAGCCUGUGCUCAUCUGCCAUUCGUCCUGCUCUAGUUAAGCCUCCAGAAUAUAUGCCUGAGAAUUUGACAAUGUAUUCGGCAUGGGUGGGCGGUGCAAUACUUGCCAAAGUUGUCUUUCCCCAAAAUCAACAUGUAACCAAGGCGGACUAUGAUGAAACUGGACCUUCCAUUGUUCACAGGAAAUGUUUCUGACGAUGUUCCUCCGAAAAAUUUCUCAAAGUGUUUAGUAGGUUCAUCAUGCCUCCUUUUGUAUUAUAAUAGCCAAUGUCUAUGGUAGAAGAAAGCCAAAACUGAAUUCUAGAUGCAGAAAAAGUCUCCAUAACUUACAUGAUCUAACACAUUGUAGUUCAUCUGGUUCACCCAAUUUAAAGGGUUGACUUCUUUUAUCAA
Messenger RNA from Juglans microcarpa x Juglans regia, 1437 nucleotides. Its product is annotated as actin-related protein 7. Gene Ontology annotation, biological process: anatomical structure morphogenesis. The record is from RefSeq and is a predicted model, not a curated record. NCBI's taxonomy places the organism in Eukaryota, Viridiplantae, Streptophyta, Magnoliopsida, Fagales, Juglandaceae. The coding region runs from base 163 to 1239 and encodes 358 amino acids. Gene Ontology annotation, cellular component: nucleus. The transcript has 7 exons.